Messenger RNA from Pelecanus crispus (Dalmatian pelican), 940 nucleotides. Lineage: Eukaryota; Metazoa; Chordata; Aves; Pelecaniformes; Pelecanidae. The record is from RefSeq and is a predicted model, not a curated record.
CUAUAUGCAAGGAGUGUGUCGGGAGGGAAACAAGUGUCUGUUCUCGCACGAUUUAUCUACGAGCAAAUCCUCUACCAUCUGCAAGUAUUACCAGAAGGGACAGUGUGCCUAUGGAGCUCGGUGCAGGUAUGAUCACACCAGACUUCCUGCGUCAGGGGGUGCAGCGGCCCCUGCGCCACCUCCCCUGUCAUCGGCAGCGCUGCACAACCCUCGCCAUCCUGCUGAGCACAGCGCGCCGAUAAUCAGGAGCAAACUGCAUGAGACUGGCAAACGGGAGAAGAAAACGCUAGUGCUCAGGGACAGAAAUCUGUGUGGAUUGAAUGAAGAAAAGCAGAAGCCCAGUGCCACAAGCGAUGCGGUGUGUUGCAGUGACCAAAAUGAUAAUCUGGAAAUGAAGCCCCAUUCAUAUUUGGAAGCUAUUUGCAGCGGACUGGAAGAUCCAGUAGCUGGAAGCUCCUGUGCUGAUGGAGAGCAGCUGUGUCCUUACGCUGCAGCAGGAGCAUGCCACUUCGGAGAUCGCUGCCUUUAUCUCCAUGGAGACGUGUGCGAGAUAUGUGGAUUGCAAGUACUUCACCCUUUUGACCAAGAACAGAGGAAGGCUCAUGAGAUGAUGUGCAUGGCAACAUUUGAGCAUGACAUGGAGAAGGCCUUUGCCUUCCAGGCAAGCCAGGACAAAGUGUGCAGUAUCUGCAUGGAAGUGGUGUACGAGAAACCAUCAGCCUCCGAGAGGAGGUUUGGGAUCCUUUCCAACUGCAAUCACACGUACUGCUUGUCUUGCAUCCGGCAGUGGAGAUGUGCCAAGCAGUUCGAGAAUCCAAUCAUAAAGUCUUGCCCGGAGUGCCGCGUGAUAUCCGAAUUUGUCAUUCCCAGUGCGUACUGGGUAGAAGACCAGGAGAAGAAAAAUGAGCUGAUUGAAGCAUUUAAGCAGGGAGUGGGGUAA